AUGGCCGCCACAAACCACAUGCAUAAUCUCACCACUCUGAUCAAGCGGCUUGAAGCUGCUACCUCUCGCCUCGAGGAUAUCGCUGCUUCUACUGAGCUUCCGCCCGAUGCCCCCGCUACUUCGUCUUCCAACGCUGCCAUCGCAGCACCUCCAGCUCCAGCCGCCCCUGCUGCGCCUGUCGCUCCUCCCAAGCCCGAGCCUGUCCCUAAGCCAGUCGCCGAGCCACUUCCAGAGUCUAUUGAGGAAUUCGAUGCCUUCCUGAGCUCCGCCGUCGAGAAAUAUGUUGAGCAGAGCCAGGAGCUUGGUGGGCUCAUCGCUGAGCAGGCAUUGGAAGUCAAGAAGGGCUUCCAAGAGCAGCGGAAGUUUCUCCUUAUCUCGACUAAGGCUAAGAAGCCCAACCUCUCGGGCCCCGAUCUGCCCAUGUACGAAAGCCUUCUCAAGCCCAUCACCGACGCUUUGUCGGCUGUCACCACCCUCACGGAGGCCAACCGACCUGACCCCGCUUAUAACCAUUUGAGCGCUGUUUCCGCCGGUAUCACGGUUCUGGCUUGGAUCACCAUUGACACCCGCCCCUACAAGCAUGUCGAGGAGUCUCUUGGUUCGGCUCAGUUCUUUGGAAACAGGGUGCUUAAGGAGCACAAGGAGAAGGAUAGCAGGCACGCCGAUUGGGUUCAAAGCCUGUACCAGAUCUUCCGCGAUCUCGCCGACUACGUCAAGCAAUACUUCGCCAAUGGUAUCCCCUGGAACCCCAACGGACAGCCAGCGCAGGAGGUCGCCAAGUCACUUUCCAGUAGCCCCAGCACUGCACCCGCUCCGCCUGCUCCGGCUCCUCCUGCUGGUGGUGCUCCCCCGCCUCCCCCGCCGCCUCCGGGCCCUCCUCCGGUUCUGGAUAUCAAGACAGAGCCCGCCCCUGCUGCGCCAAGCGGUGGUUUCGGUGCAGUCUUUUCGGAACUCAACAAGGGCGAGUCUGUCACACAGGGUCUCCGUAAGGUGGACAGGUCUGAGAUGACGCACAAGAACCCGUCCCUCCGCGCGGGCUCAACAGUCUCUGAACAUCACGGUGCUACCCGGGGCAAGAGUCCAGCGCCAGGAAAGAAGCCCAAGCCCCAGAGCAUGCGCGUCAAGAAGCCUCCCAAGAAGGAGCUGGAGGGCAACAAGUGGACUAUUGAAAACUACGAGAAGGAGCCCGAGCCCAUUGAGAUCGAGGCCUCCCUGACGCAUUCCGUUCUGAUCAGCCGAUGCAACAACACCACCAUUAUAAUCAGGGGCAAGGCUAACCAGGUGACGGUUGAGAACUCGACCCGCUUGUCCCUCAUUGUCGACACCCUUGUCUCUACGGUUGAUGUCGUCAAAGCCCAGAACUUCGCCCUUCAAGUUCUCGGCACCAUUCCUACAGUCAUGCUGGACCAGAUCGAUGGGGCACAAAUCUACUUCAGCAAGGAGAGCACAGGCACCAAGGUUUUCACGAGCAAGUCGGCAGGUAUCAACCUCAACGUUAUAUCGGGCGAGGAUGAGGACUACAAGGAGGUGCCUCUGCCCUCACAGAUCUGCUCCUACUACGAUGAGGCCAAGGGCGACUUGGUUAACGAGAUAGUGGCGCACGCCGGCUAA
Fusarium keratoplasticum is the source of this 1611-nucleotide messenger RNA. RefSeq names its product Adenylyl cyclase-associated protein. The record is from RefSeq and is a predicted model, not a curated record. The transcript is spliced from 5 exons. Lineage: Eukaryota; Fungi; Ascomycota; Sordariomycetes; Hypocreales; Nectriaceae. Gene Ontology annotation, cellular component: cytoplasm. Gene Ontology annotation, molecular function: adenylate cyclase binding; actin binding. Bases 1 to 1611 code for a protein of 536 amino acids. Gene Ontology annotation, biological process: regulation of adenylate cyclase activity; cytoskeleton organization.